AUGCGUACUUCAAACACUCUCGCUGCCAUCAUGUUGGCCAUGGGCACCCUGAGCACCGCGCUCCCCGCCGACGCCAACGGGCUUGGUGCUCGUGCUGAUCCCUUCCAGCCGCAGCAGCAAGGCCCUCAGCAGCAGCAAGGCCAGUUCGGCCAGCAGCAGCAGGGUCCGCAGCAGCAGGGUCCGCAGCAGCAAGGCCAGAUCGGCCAGGGCUACGGACAGCAAGGUCCUCAGAACUAUGGAAAGCCCGGACAAAACUUCCACCAGGGUCAACUUGAUGUUGGCUGCCCGGACUGUGACAAGUACUCUCACCAUGCUUAUGAGAACUCCAACACCAAGUCGUCACACACUCACUGCGAGAACGGUUGCUGCGCCUGCAAGCCCGAGCCAAAGCCCGAGCCAAAGCCCGAGCCAUGCUGCAAGCACGAGCCCAAGCCUGAUUGUGAGCGCAAGCACCACCACCACCACCACCAGCCGUGCAACAAGCCCUGCUGCCAGGGCAAGUACCCCUUCCCGGGAGAGAAGAGGGCUUAA
Molecule: messenger RNA, 531 nt
Organism: Clonostachys rhizophaga
Lineage: Eukaryota; Fungi; Ascomycota; Sordariomycetes; Hypocreales; Bionectriaceae
Source: the annotation of a GenBank genome assembly